Lotus japonicus is the source of this 1131-nucleotide messenger RNA. RefSeq lists its product as uncharacterized. Lineage: Eukaryota; Viridiplantae; Streptophyta; Magnoliopsida; Fabales; Fabaceae. Gene Ontology annotation, molecular function: protein binding. The transcript has a single exon. Bases 1 to 1131 code for a protein of 376 amino acids. The record is from RefSeq and is a predicted model, not a curated record.
AUGAGAUCCGAUAUAGAGAGCUCAUGUGAUAAGGUUAUCGGAGACAUCAACCUAUUGACCAAGAUCCUUGUCUUGGUGCCGGCGAAACAUGUGAUUCAAUGUAAACGUGUUUCAAAGCAAUGGCGGGCUCUAAUAUCUGAACCUAGAUUCAUUCAAACACACACUCAUAUUCACAACUCUCAACCACAUUCCCUUUGGAUCUAUAAUGGCCCUAUAUUCCCCUUCCACCGCCACCAAUUGGGAAGGUCGGACAUCCAAACUUUCAAUACCUGGUCAAAGAGCCACCUUUACACUAGAAUUAUGCAAUCAUGCAAUGGUCUGCUACUAUGCAAAGCUUUUUUCCUCGAAGGUCCUCGUUCCAUAACUUAUUGUUUCCAAGUCCUAAAUCCGUCCACAAAUCAUUUUAUUAAUCUUCCGUUCCCAUCAGCAGAUCUAGAAAACAAUUUUGAUUUCAGUCUAGUACCUGCAAUUUAUCUGUCUUUUGAACCGUUGACUUUGAGGUCCUUUCACUUCAAAGUUGUUUCAUUUGUGAAGGUCAAUAUUAAUACUUUUAAGAUUUUUAUGUAUACAUCUGAGACUAGUUUGUGGUCUGCGUGUGACUUUAUCUUCACUGCUUCACCCAAGAUGAAAAUUGGUUCUGGUGUAUAUUGCAAUGUGUUGUGUACUGGUGCUCUGGUGAGGUGUUAUGGUAUUUUGACCUACAUAACAAGCGCUUCGAGUCAUUACCUGCACCAACAUGCAAAGAUUCUUUUGGUUAAGUAUUUUGGGGAGUUCAAAGGGAAUCUCCAAAUGAUUUUGAGUAAGAGUGAUGAAAGUUUGGAUUUUGAUAUUCUAGAGCUGGAAGGUUUCACCAAAUGGGUUGUGAGAUAUCGUCUCAACCUUAAUCCUGUUGUGGAUGCAUUUGGUACGAACAUUUUUCAUGUGCUAUUUGUUAUUCUUCCAGAAAAUGAAGAGGAUUCGAUGAUUUUAUUCUUAGUGGAUUCCAGAAUAAUGUCAUAUAAUUUAAAGGAUCGUUCUUUACGAUUAAUACGUGAAGGAGGAAAUUUUGUUAAGGAUUGGUGGAGCGGGGAAAUCAUUUCACCUAUACUUGGAGACUUUAUCAAAUGUUGGGUUGAGAUCACCUUAAAUUAA